GAGUUCCUGAACCAACUUCUCGAUGCCGCUCUCACCCAAGUCAUGAUGGUGCCCCUCCCAUACAUCAUUUGUGGUGAUUUCAACAUGGAACUUGAAGGACUCCCGAUAUGGCAGGAGUUCUUGGCCAAAGGUUGUAAAGACUUGAUAGGAAUGGACAGCCAUUCUCAGAUGCACCAGCUUUGGUAUGCCUUUUUGCAGAUGGGUGCAAUGCCAACCCGAACUUGGACCAGCCCCUUGGCCACUUCCCAGUCAGGUUCCACAGCGCAGGUCAAAGGACCUGACACACGUUCCAUGCAUGCGACAGCACUGCGGCAAAUGGAAGAUGAAGGAGCGGAAUUCGACAAACUGCCAGCCAUCACUGUGCAUCCUAUGGCUGCUAUGCACAGGGCACUGCAUUUUCAACAGCCUCCUCCAGUCAUAGCGCAGGAGUUCACACAAUUUGCAGACUGCAUCCUGCGUAUGGACAGGGAAUACCACAUGUACAUAGAUGGGAGUUGCGUUUUUCCAAGCUCCCCCACAACUCGAUACGCCGCAUUCGCGGGGGUGAUGGACAUGGCCAGGGAUGACGACCAUAGGCGUUCACUUGCGGAGCAAUUCAAGGUGCGGGGCAUUGUGCCCCCAACACUUAGGCCAUGCUUUGCCGGGCGGGUUAUAGGAGAACAAACUAUUAACCGCGCAGAGUUGUCAGCACUCAUCCAAGCGGCUAUGUUCUCGCGAGCCAUCCUGCACACGGAUAGCCAGUAUGCAUGCAAUAUGGCACAGGAAGUUGCCCAACACAAGCCAAUCGGACCACAAUGUGCCAAUAGAGACUUGCUCACAGCCCUUCGUGCCGCACACAUCGACCCAGCCAGGGUUCGAAAAAUUCGAGCCCAUCAAGACUUGGCGGGAAUCACAGACUUGUUGCAACUCUACCAUGCUUUGGGUAACACCAUAGUAGAUGAAACUGCAAAAAGAGCGUGCCAAGAUCUUGCCAAGCCGUGGCAAGCUGAGUUGCAGGCUUUUCAUAACCAGAUUCAGUAUGAGCGUGACUUGUUGCAUGAUGUUUACCUGUUAUAUUUGGAACUCAGCACAGCCCGUAGCGUUGCUGAAAAACAGUUGACCCGACAGGAAGACACCACCCUGCCACCAGCGGCGAAGGUGCCAGAUGACAAAAUCAUGUUGGCCGUUGCCAAUUGGCAGCCAGAUGACGUUUUUGCCAUGCAGAAGCCUGCCACCAUGGAGUGGACACCGUUUUUUUCAUGGGGCAGCGACCUUGCAAUGAAAAUUGUUGCGUGGAUGGAGCAAAUACGAUGGGUCAGUGAGGGACAGGGUCCGCUUGAGAAGGUUGAAAACAACGAGGCGCACUUGGAAGACAUGAAGCUCUCGCAAAGCGAGAAUGGUAUCACUAAGGUCUACCCGCCGAAAUGGCGGAGCUUCAAGGGCUAUGCCGUGGACUUUUCCUUGGGCAAAGCUUUGCACCAGACCUUGACCUUCGUCGAGGAUGGAGAUGUGCCAACUCCAGGUGAGAAACUCGCCGAGGUGUGUUUGUAUGUGGUGUCCAUGGAGAAGCUGAAAACGGCCUAUGAGAAGUGCUCCGAGGCUGGCCUUGUUGAAGCCACUUGGGAGGAAGUUGAGAACUCCCGGGAGUUUAGCUUCUCGCGUUGCCCAGACCCGACCGACCAGAAGAUAGUGCUGGAACUGCGGCAUCGUCUCAGAGCCCCUGAGCACAAAGAGUGGCCUUUGCCCAAGGACCUUCCAAGCCGUGCCGUGUUUUCCAGCGCUAGCUGAAGUGCCGAUGUGAUUCUCCACGGAGAUCACAGAGCAGCAAACUCAUGGGGUUGACGAACAAGAGAAGCGGCUUCAACCAGGAAAAGGGAUUCAAAGC
Messenger RNA from Cladocopium goreaui, 1864 nucleotides. Lineage: Eukaryota; Dinophyceae; Suessiales; Symbiodiniaceae. The record is from the annotation of a GenBank genome assembly.